UGCCACAGUGUGGAAAGCAUUGGCAGCAGCCAAGACUACUAUCUGCUUCUCAUGACCGAUGUCGACCGUAUUUCCGCAGACCCGUACGCCCAAUGGAGCAGCAGUAUUUGCAUCCCAAAUAGAGAAGAAAGCCCAUGCUUUGCGAGACAGAUGGUUGCCAUGAUCAUCAAACGAAUCCUUCGCAGCCUCAGUGCGCGAUCCAAUGCUGAGAUGUCUGACGCGUGGAUUGUGAUAUGAAUGGGGGAAAAUGGUCGGCAAGAGCAGGGAAUCGUUGGAGGAACACGUCCGAUGGCAAGUGGCCGCG
Mycena citricolor is the source of this 304-nucleotide messenger RNA. Lineage: Eukaryota; Fungi; Basidiomycota; Agaricomycetes; Agaricales; Mycenaceae. The record is from the annotation of a GenBank genome assembly.